UAGAUUCUCCUUAAGCCACGACUCGGAUAACACCACCCCGCCAGCGACCGGAGGAGAAACAAGGGAAGCUCUCUCUUUCUCUCUCUCGCUCUCUCUCUCUUCUCUCAGUGGAUGAACUAUGUUUUGGUACCAGGACGCGUUUAGCGGGGUUCAUUAAAAGAAUCCGAGCACCGGGGAGCCUUUUAGCGACUUAUCUAGUUGCGGGAAUACUUUGAGGGAAGUUUAAGCCUCUCGCACCCGCGGAGCGCCUGUGACGGAAUGUGAGAAAACCCCAUUUUGGCGCAUGUUCCUCUUUACUGUACACAGCCUUCUCCUGCUUUCUGCGCGACUGGAGAGUGAAGGAGGAGGAGGGACGGCUUUUAACGACUUGAUCCCCUGCCUAUGGACGACGGCAGUCCCCUUUCUCCAAAGGCAAAUGCUUUCAGUAUUGCCUCUCUGAUUUCGGCUGCAGAGCGAGCAGGAAACGCAGCGUUUGACAAACAGAGUACCGGCCUGGACAAGCCAGACCUGCACAACCACAGUUCCUUUAAAAUGCACUACAGCACUGUCACCCGGGAAAUGGAAGCCAUAUCCAGCCCGUGGCUGACGCAGCUGUCCCAUUUUUGCGAUGUUGCAGCCUUCACGACGAGCAGCCUGAGCAGCCUCAACACGCCGGGGGGCUACCAUCUCUCUCCAUCCCCAGGGGACCCUUACAGCCAACAUGAGUCCCACUUUGAGCCCUGCCCGGCGGCCCAACACAACUACAACUAUCCGGGAUCCAAUCCGGGCCAGGCCCAGCCGAACGACAACGGAACUCCUAACUGCUCAUCGUCGUCCUCUAACUCCACGCCGAACAGCAAAACUAUAGUAAAGAAAAACCCCAAAGUGGCCAACAUUAACGUCCAACUGGAGAUGAAAGCUCUAUGGGAUGAAUUUAACCAGCUAGGUACGGAGAUGAUCGUUACCAAGGCCGGCAGGAGAAUGUUUCCAACUUUCCAAGUGAAAAUAUUUGGGAUGGAUCCCAUGGCAGACUACAUGCUCCUGAUGGACUUCCUGCCAGUGGAUGACAAACGCUACAGGUAUGCUUUUCACAGCUCGUCAUGGCUGGUGGCGGGUAAAGCUGAUCCUGCCACACCAGGCAGGGUCCAUUACCAUCCAGACUCUCCAGCCAAGGGCGCACAGUGGAUGAAGCAGAUCGUCUCCUUCGAUAAACUUAAAUUAACUAACAACCUGCUGGACGACAACGGACAUAUCAUUCUGAACUCCAUGCACCGCUAUCAGCCCAGGUUUCAUGUGGUUUACGUGGACCCUCGCAAAGACAGCGAGAAGUAUGCAGAGGAAAACUACAAAACCUUCGUUUUUGAGGAAACACGCUUUACAGCAGUCACGGCGUACCAGAACCACCGGAUCACGCAGCUGAAGAUAGCCAGUAAUCCCUUUGCAAAGGGCUUCAGGGACUGUGAUCCAGAGGACUGGCCCAGGAAUCACAGGCCAGGCUCUCUGCCAAUAAUGAGUGCCUUUGCCAGAACAAGAAACCCAAUGUCAUCUCCCCCUCAGCAAAACGGCACAGAGAAAGACAGCAGACGGGAAUAUGAGCGAGACCCCAGUGGCACACCAAUACAUGCAGACCCAGCUCACCAGCUCAUGUCCCGUGUCCUCAGCCCCGCCCUGCCGGUCCCAGGUGGCCUUCACGCCGUCCCACUAACGAGUGGUCGACCCAGCCCUCCCCAUGACCUCCGACCAGAUCCCCACUCUCUACCUCCGGACACCCUGCAUCACCACCCCUACAAGUACCCCAACACUUAUGAACACUACUUAGGAGCCAAGACCAGGCCGUCGCCGUACCCUUUACCAAGUAUCAGAGGACACACAUACCAUCACCACAUGAAUCCCGCCACAACUAACAUGUAUUCAGCUGCCAGUGGCCCCUCUAACUAUGACUAUGGGCCCAGAUAAUGACUGCUGCCCACUGAGUCAAAUGGUGCGCAGCACUGCGGGAACCAUAACAGGCAGGAACAGCAAGACAGUUCUUUCUAUUGAUGGCUUAUGCAACCUGUGGGGAACAGUCACAGGCCGAAACUCCUCUCUACUGGAUAAACCCUGCCGUAUUUAUUUAAAGGAAAUGUGCCUUUGCAUUUAGCAUGGGCACCCUUUUCUAAGCCCUCAAAGAGGUCUGCUUUGACCUUUGAACUCAAAUGGCAAUGAGGCUGCCUCCUAAGAAAUGCAGACAUUGAGCCAGCAAGCAAGGGGGACCUCUCUUUAACACGGACAUGACUUUCAAUCACAGACUGGAAUUGAUUUUUUUUUUUUUUUUUUUUUUGGGAUGCACUUUUUUUGAUUUGCUUUGUUUUUAUUGCUUUCAAAAAAGCCAUAUGUUAUAUAGUCCCAUCAACUUUCUAGGUAGACGAGAUGUUUGCAUGUUGAGCUCAUCAGAUCAGAGACGAUGUUGAAACACAUUGAAAUGUUUUUGCUCGAGGAAAAAAAUAUUUUGAAAAAUUCUGAACAUCUUGAGCCGCUAUGAGAAGCUUGUACCAUGGCACUGACUUGCAGCAAUUCUGAGUAAAUAAAUGAAGCAGAAUGACUCUUCUGUAUCAGUAAAAUAAACAUUAAAUUCUUGUAAUUCAGAAAAAAGGGUCUCUGUGCAAAUAUUACAUUUAAACCCGACUUUGGGGGGAUGGGGGGGUAUACUUACCUCACUUUUAGUAUUGUUAGAGCUUGUCCGACUGAAGUAGGUUGAGGCGUCUGCUGCUCCUGCAGUCAUUGGCAAGCAGGACCUGGAAGCUGUCUAAACAUCAGAUAAUUAGGAUCAUUCAAAUGUUGAAAUCUGCACCUGGUGUUAAGAACAAAACAUACUCUUUGUGACAGAACAUCGGUAAAACUGUCAAGUACAAAAGUAGCUUUGGUCCUAUUGCAGAUUAAAGUUUAAGGUUUAUUUAUGAAGAAAACCAGGGGGACACUUUAAGAGGAUUUACUGCAAUAAA
Melanotaenia boesemani (Boeseman's rainbowfish) is the source of this 2960-nucleotide messenger RNA. It is a transcript of the gene tbx1, whose product is annotated as T-box transcription factor 1. Gene Ontology annotation, biological process: cell fate specification; positive regulation of DNA-templated transcription; regulation of transcription by RNA polymerase II. The transcript has 8 exons. The coding region runs from base 382 to 1935 and encodes 517 amino acids. The record is from RefSeq and is a predicted model, not a curated record. Gene Ontology annotation, cellular component: nucleus. Lineage: Eukaryota; Metazoa; Chordata; Actinopteri; Atheriniformes; Melanotaeniidae. Gene Ontology annotation, molecular function: DNA-binding transcription factor activity, RNA polymerase II-specific; RNA polymerase II cis-regulatory region sequence-specific DNA binding.